AAGGAACUGGACUCGAUCUUUUUUGAAGCAAUCAUGAGGAGAUUCGAAGCCAAGAUGUUUUGCACUUUCACCAUCGUAGAGGUGGUCAAUGCUCCGCGGCAAGAGAAUGGGUUCGACUGUGGGUUGUUUGUGUUGAAGUUGAUGACAUGUGGUGGCCAUUUGGAUGAGUGUGCCCGGGGACUGAAGAAGAAGUUUGACAGUGAAGAGGAGAGGCUGGGUCUAGCUCUAUACUUGUUGAACAAUAUGGAGAAUAGGAAGCGUGAUGCUCUCCAUCAGAAGGUACUCAUGGAAACUGUUAGUGGAGGUGAUUCCCUGGAGGGCGGUGUGGAAUGGAGUGGGACUCCUGAAUAAUUAGGGAAUGGCAAGGCACUAAGAUUUUGAUGUAUUUGUUUAUUCCCAAAAAAUCAAAGAACUGGAGCAGU
Linum trigynum is the source of this 422-nucleotide messenger RNA. Lineage: Eukaryota; Viridiplantae; Streptophyta; Magnoliopsida; Malpighiales; Linaceae. The record is from the annotation of a GenBank genome assembly.